GAUCUCCCACUAGCGAUAGGAUGGCUUCUAGUAAUACGCUUCCGGGAAAGAGACCGCCAUUCAGAUUGUAAACACCUGUAUUUAAUUCAAGUUUGGAAUUUGGAUUUUAUUUUUAAAGAAUAAUAAUAAUCAUCAUCAUCAUCGAAGCUGACAGUACUUUAAAACUAACCGCAUCCGAACGGACCGGAUCCGUUAUUAAAAUAAGUGAGAAGGCGUGCUGGGAGGAGAGCGCGCGCGCACGCGCCGUCGGGUUAUAAGUUGUAAGCGGUGUGGUUAUAAGCGCGGUGAUAAAGGUUUUAAUAAGCGGUGCAUAAAGCUGUUUAUAAAGCGAUGGAGGAGCUGUUAAAGAGAGAGCUGGGCUCCAGCAGGGUGAAGGCAGUAGGCUUCUCCGGGGGAGGAUGCAUCAGUGAGGGCCAGAGCUACAGCACAGACUCUGGGACUGUGUUCGCCAAGAUCAACCACAAGAGCCAGGCCAGAUGCAUGUUCGAUGGAGAGAAAGCCAGCCUGGAGGCCAUCCUGUCCACCAACAUGAUCCGGGUGCCCAAGCCGGUGAAGGUGGUGGAUCUGGAAUCGGGAGGAGCCGUGUUCAUCAUGGAGCAUAUCGACAUGAAAUCCUUAAACAGGUACUCUGCUGAGUUGGGGCAUCAGCUAGCGGACCUGCACCUCCACAAUAAUCGACAGAAAGAGAAACAGAAGAAGGAAGAACAAACUGUUGGAAAAGGAACCAGCCAAGCCGAAGUUCCGGUUAUUGAAAAAUUCGGGUUCCACAUCAAAACCUGUUGUGGCUACAUCCCUCAGGUGAACGACUGGCAGGAUGACUGGGUUUCCUUUUACACUCAGCAAAGACUUCAGCACCAGCUGGGAUUAGUGGAGCAGUCGUAUGGAGACCGAGAGGCCAGGGAAUUAUGGGCAAGCCUCCAGCUUAAGAUCCCCAAGCUGUUUACGGGCGUGGAGGUGGUACCGGCGCUGGUUCACGGCGACCUGUGGAGCGGCAACGUAGCCGAGUACUCCGACGGCCCGCUCAUCUUUGAUCCCGCCUCGUUUUACGGCCACUCCGAGUUUGAGCUGGGGAUCGCCGGCAUGUUCGGAGGCUUCGGGAAACGAUUCUACGACGCCUACCAUGAGAAGAUCCCCAAAGCGCCCGGGUUCGACAGUCGACAUCAGCUGUACCGGCUGUUCCAUUACCUGAACCACUGGAAUCACUUCGGGGCCGGGUACAGGGGCUCAUCCCUGCGCAUCAUGAAGGAGCUUUCGAAGUAGUUUUCAGAAUCGGUUGUUCUGAUUUUCUUACUCAUAGUGGGUUGGAUUAAUAGAUAAAUAUCUAGCGGAUGCUAGGAAGUCGAUUGUUCUCACUAAAAUUGAGGAAUUAAAACCAUUCCGCACCAUGCUUUUACAGAAAAAUAAUCAACAGCAUAAUGAAAAGAUGAAAGAGUCACUAUUAAUGCCUGCACUUUCUAUAACAGUGUUUUAUUCCUCUUAUCCCACAGCAACUUCCUGACAAAUUCCAUAUUUAAUUCAUUUAAAAAAAAACUACACAUUUUAUCCAUUUAGAGUUACAUGUACAUCCGUUCUCUCACCAGCCUCUCUCUCUUGGGGUAAAUAAGACGAAAUCAACGAUUUAUUUUAAUUCAUGUACGUAAAAACAUUUCACGUUCACAUCCCUGCAAGUGAUCUGUUGCUAUAGUAACGAUAUAACUUAUCAGAGCGAGGGCAUUAACACAGUAUAAAUCUGUUAUAUAUAAAAAAAAAUAAAAUAAAAAAUCAGCACCUUCUGACCGAUCCACAUGGGUUGCGUUUGUUCACGCUGGACGUCACGUGACGUUACUGAUAACGGUUACUGAUAGUUAACGGCACGUGUUGAAUUGCAUUAAAUCACAAAUCAGAGGUUUCACGGCUUGCUUGUUGAACAGCAUGAACUGGAUCUCUAGUCUUAAAUAAAUUGCAUAUUUUGACACAAAUGUAAAUAAAGCAAAUAAAGUCUUAAUAAAUAUAUAUAUAAAACGUCUUUUUUUUGUACUAUUAUGUAAUAAAAUAAUUUAUUCUAAUAUAAUGAUGGAAAAAAAAAGAAAAAGGCCAUGCUGAAAAAGGGUUGGAGAGACUUGAGAAAAAUAAAUAAAUAUAUUUUAUAUUAUAUUAAGUUGAAUUAUUAAAUGUAUAAUUAUAUUAAAUUAAAUUACUACAUUUAUAAACAAAAAUGUAUAAAUAUAUUAUAUUAAAUCAAAUUUUAUAUUAUAUAAUAUAUUUUGUAUUAUUUUGAUAAAUCAUCUUGUUGAAAUUUUGA
Molecule: messenger RNA, 2281 nt
Organism: Hemibagrus wyckioides
Lineage: Eukaryota; Metazoa; Chordata; Actinopteri; Siluriformes; Bagridae
Gene: fn3krp
Product: fructosamine 3 kinase related protein
Exons: 6
Coding region: 331-1260 (309 amino acids)
Source: RefSeq, a predicted model, not a curated record